CAAACAAGGCAGCAAAGGGAAGAGUUUUGUGGAGACACGAGCAAACCAGAGAGCGGUCCCGGACGCCAUGGACCGUGUUUUAGCGAGAGUCCCGCUCCCGUUUCACCUCCUACUCCUGCAAGUGCUCGUGUGGACGAGGAUUGUCGGCGUCACUCACUGGAAACUACAGGAAAACAAUAUCGUUCCGGCCAGCGCGGCGCCUCCGCCGUCUACUAGCGACGCCGCUAGUGCUAGAGAAGUCGACGAUUUGUUGUGGUCCAGCGUAUCCGGAGAAGAUCCGGAGUUUUCCGUGCUCAUGAAACGGACUACAGGCUCCGGGGGACAUUCUCACGGUGGCGGGGGUCUGGGGGCUAUUGCUGGGGGUUCAGUGAUGCAGGGGGCUAGAACUUGUGGCCAGAAAUCCUGCCCCCCGCGUCGUGUAUCCCUCAACAAGGCCGGAGACUGUUCGUCUAAAUCAGGUGGAACAGAUUCGAGCCACGACUCGUCGUCUGGACGAUGUUCCUCCCCGGAGAAGACGGCUUCAUCAAAGACGUCGGCUCCACGGAAUCCAAAUGGAUCAGGACCUAUGUCAGUCAGAGCAAUGCGAGAGGCCCAGCCAAUGAUCCUCAGCUGUGGAGACCCAGUCGAAUCGACAGACUACGACUUUCUCGAGGGAAUAGCUCGAAGACACGAACACCCGUCUUACCCUGAGCCAGAAGUGGCCAUGAUCUUCAAGAGAUCUGAGGCCGACACGUCAGUCGAUCUGUUCGAAGUUGAACUAGCGCUUCGCAGAGCUUAUCAAGAGAACCCAGAAUCACUGACGGUGUUGAAUCAAAUUGGCAACUUCUGGAGGAUCAAGGGCAACACGCAGCUGGCCAUCGAGUGUUUCAGAACGGCUCUCUCACUCUCUCCCAAUCAUCCCGACCUCCUUCUCAACCUCGCCCGCGUUCUCUUCAACCUACAGUUCAUGGAAGAUGCCGUCUACCUCGCGAAACGCUCCCUACACAUGAAAUCGUCCGAAACACACGCGUGGCUGCAAUACUUCACACUAGGGGAGGUUUACAAAGCUCUGGAGAAGUACGAAGAGGCCGCUUUUUAUUUUUUGAAGAGUUUGGAGCUUAACCCUAGUCUUCAAGUGGCCGAAGUGCACCUGCGUGAGUUAGGGCUGGAGGAACAGACGUCAAUGAAUAUCUACACACUGCUCAUCAUACUGGCUCUGAUAGGGAUAGUGUUGGUGGUACUGUACUACCUACUGGUGGCUGUGAGUGGAGCUAAAGUCGGUAGCUCCCUCUCAAAAAGAUGAAAAAAUUUAAUUAUUUCCUCAAUCAAUUCAGUCAAAAUCUUGCAUGAAAGGCAA
Geodia barretti is the source of this 1336-nucleotide messenger RNA. The record is from the annotation of a GenBank genome assembly. NCBI's taxonomy places the organism in Eukaryota, Metazoa, Porifera, Demospongiae, Tetractinellida, Geodiidae.